AAAAGGGAUUGCCAUCUCACCACCUAAUUCUUUGUCACCUUCCCUAACCUAAACAUCAUCUCAACUUUCCAAAUCUCACAAACAUUCGCGCGUCUAUUUUCGAAAUAGUCUCGUAGUCAGCAUGUCUUAUCGAAUUGAGCUCGCUUCCAGCGCCCGUGCUGGUUGCCAAGAUACUCAAUGCAAAGCUGAGCAGGCGAAGAUUCCCAAAGGUGAUCUUCGCUUCGGCAGUUGGGUUGAGAUGCAAGACCAUGGCUCGUUCAAAUGGCGACACUGGGGCUGCGUCUCUGGAUUAUCUAUCAGCAACCUCCAGGAAGCUAUUAGUGAUGGCAAUGGCGGUUUUCAGUGGGACAUGAUUGAUGGCUACGAUGAAUUGGAAUCUCAUCCUGAUAUCCAGGAGAAGAUUCGACGUGUCAUCACUCAAGGCCACAUUGAUCCCGAUGAUUUUAAGGGUGACCCCGAAUUCAACAAGCCUGGCCAAAAGGCUAUUCGUGGGCGCGCCAAAAAGGCAAAGAAGAACGUAGAUGAGGACGAAGAGGGUGAAGGCUCUCCUAAGGCUCCCAAGAAGAAGUCUGCCAAGCGUGGUCGCAAGAAGGGCGAGGACAACGAUGAGGAUGAAGAAGAUGUUAAGCCCGCCAAGAAAAAGGCCAAGGGCAGUCGCAAGGCCGCAUCGCCCCCAGACGAGGAAGAUGAGGAAGAGGCGGAAGAGCCAGAGGUCCAGGCCGCCCCGGCCAAAGCCCCUGCCAAAUCAUCGGCUAAGGCUUCCGCUAAGAACACCUCUAAGACUACUGCCAAGACUGCUGCUAAAGCCUCUACUAAGAAGGCUGCAAGCAAGAAGGUAGCCGAGGUUCCUGCCGACGAUAUCGAGGCUGGCAGCGACGACGAGGAACAGGUAGAGGAAGAAGCUGCUCCUUCGAAAGCCAAGGCUAAGGCGAAGCCAAAGGCUAAGAGCGCCCCUAAGGCGAAGGCUAAGGCCGCUAAGGUCGCCGCGGCUGAUGAAGACGAGGAAGACGAGGAACCCGCUCCGAAGCCAGCUCCUAAGGCAAAGGGCCGUAAAGCUAAAGCUAAGGUCGUCGAACCCGAAGAACCAGAGGAAGCUAAAGAUGAGGAGGGAGAGGAAGAGGAAGUAGAAGCUCCCGUCGCCCCUAAGCGUGGACGCACUCGAGGCCGCCCCAAGAAGGCGUAAAUCACUAGCUCCCAUUCGACGAUAUGACGAUUAUCGACAAAAAUUGAGUAGAAACGAUGAGGUUUGUAGGUUUUCGUUAGCUUUAUUCCGGUUCAGCGCGAGAGGCUGUUGUCCCGACUAGCUCAUUGAAAACCUUCAUAUCCAUCAUCUACUCUCACAUCGGAAACCGCGGAAGUCUUCUGGUUAAGGG
Annulohypoxylon maeteangense is the source of this 1373-nucleotide messenger RNA. RefSeq lists its product as uncharacterized. The record is from RefSeq and is a predicted model, not a curated record. Lineage: Eukaryota; Fungi; Ascomycota; Sordariomycetes; Xylariales; Hypoxylaceae. Gene Ontology annotation, molecular function: zinc ion binding; DNA binding. The transcript has 6 exons. The coding region runs from base 122 to 1183 and encodes 353 amino acids.